AUGCGAAGAAGGAGAAGGAACAACCUCACGCACUUGGACCAAUGCUUCUCAAAUUUCAUAAACCCUUUCAUUCUUCAUCAAUCUCAAUUAUCCCCUAAUAAUAAUAAUUCCCCGCCAUCAUCCAUCGUUCAUCACGAUCGCCAGAUCAAUCACAACCGUCCAUCAUCAUCAACCUCAAUCAUCAAGAACUUCAACACUAUCUACGACAAUAACACCACCGAACCCGAACCGGAACCUGAACCCGAGCCUGCAGACUUCGCCACCGCAUUUGCCUCCCAACGCUUCUUCUUCUCCUCCCCCGGCCGAUCCAACUCCAUCGUCGAAUCCACCCCGUCCUCUUCCUCCUCUUCAUCACUAACUUCGUCGUUAACCACCACUGCGCCGGCGGAAGCUUCCUCGGCUUCGGCCGGCGACGAAAGUAAGGCGGUGUUGUUUGAGGGGAGCGUGGCGGUGCCGACGUACUCGCCGGAUCCUUACUUGGACUUCCGGCAAUCGAUGGAGGAGAUGGUGGAGGCUCGACCGGAGCUCAUGGCGGACGUGAAGUCCAACUGGCACGUGCUGCAGGAGCUUCUGAUGUGCUACCUUGCUCUGAACCCGAAGAGCACGCACAAAUUCAUUCUCGGUGCCUUCGCUGAUCUUCUCGUUACACGCAUGGCGUUUUCUGACGGUGGCGGUGGCGGUGGCGGUGGCGGUGGCGAAGAAUAA
This is a messenger RNA of Arachis stenosperma, 705 nucleotides long. Its product is annotated as transcription repressor OFP16-like. Gene Ontology annotation, biological process: negative regulation of DNA-templated transcription. The record is from RefSeq and is a predicted model, not a curated record. NCBI's taxonomy places the organism in Eukaryota, Viridiplantae, Streptophyta, Magnoliopsida, Fabales, Fabaceae. Bases 1 to 705 code for a protein of 234 amino acids. The transcript has a single exon.